Messenger RNA from Mizuhopecten yessoensis (Yesso scallop), 3210 nucleotides. RefSeq names its product transmembrane emp24 domain-containing protein 10-like. Gene Ontology annotation, biological process: intracellular protein transport; Golgi organization; endoplasmic reticulum to Golgi vesicle-mediated transport. The transcript is spliced from 5 exons. The record is from RefSeq and is a predicted model, not a curated record. NCBI's taxonomy places the organism in Eukaryota, Metazoa, Mollusca, Bivalvia, Pectinida, Pectinidae. The coding region runs from base 92 to 712 and encodes 206 amino acids. Gene Ontology annotation, cellular component: COPII-coated ER to Golgi transport vesicle; endoplasmic reticulum-Golgi intermediate compartment; Golgi apparatus.
AUAUGAAUACCGACAGCUGCCGGAGUUUACCGAAUGCCACGUUAACAAACGUGCGUUACUUGCUUGUUGGCUACGGAAAACAGCAUUGAACAUGGAUCUGACACAGCUAGCAUGCGUGAUAUUUUUCUUGUGCUUUAAUUCAUUUGACUGUUUAAUGUUUCAUUUGCCUGUAAAUUCUAAAAAGUGUUUACGAGAGGAGAUCCACAAGGAUGUCUUGGUGACCGGAGAUUACGAACUGUCAGAUGCACCGGGUCAGAAAGCAACACUCGCGGUUACCGAUUCCAAGGGCCACAUACUCUACACCAAAGAUGAUGCUAAGAAAGGAAAGUUUGCAUUUACAACAGAAGAAUAUGACAUGUUUGAAGUUUGCUUCCAGACAAAGAUGGUUGGCGGUGGACAUGGCGGGGACAGAGAAGUGACACUAGAUAUGAAGCAUGGAAUCGAGGCCAAAAGUUACGAUGAUCUGGCAAAGGCAGAAAAGCUGAAACCACUGGAGGUGGAACUGAGGCGACUUGAGGACCUCUCAAAAUCAAUUGUUGAUGAUUUUGAAUACAUGAAAGAAAGAGAGAAAGAAAUGAGAGAUACAAAUGAGUCCACCCACUCGCGUGUGAUGUACUUCAGCAUUUUCUCCAUGUGUUGUCUCCUCGGCCUAGCCACAUGGCAGGUUCUCUAUCUACGACGAUACUUCAAGGCCAAGAAACUCAUCGAAUAAUGCUUAGAUUUAAUUUAGAUAUCUAUCUUCCCUCUGGGAAAGUGUUUCCAUUUUCCCUAAAAAUAAACAUUUCUGUUAUUUAUUGUUAGGAUAAACAUUUUUAAUGGUAUUCUAGAUGAAUGUCGAUUUCAAAUAAUUUCUUCCAUUAUUUGCUAAAGUAAGAAUUAAUUAAAGAGGUCAACCAGUUUUUGAUGGAGAAUCAUACCUACAAGGUGGUAUGUUUUCAAAAUAAAGAAAUUUAAGCCCCUUACGAUACUUUUUACAAUAUUUGGAUAACCCAAGAUGUAGCAAAACAUAUUGUAAUGUCAGACUUUGUUUUAACUUCAAGCAAAAUCUUAAUAGUCAUUGGUCUAAUUUCACAACCGGGGAAUUUUUCUGCCUGCAAACAUUUUAUUAUCCACGACCUAAGGCAAUACCUCUGUUAUUCUACUGAUUUUAGGGAUUUUUUUUCUAAUUUCAAGAACAAAAGCAUGCUUGAAAAAAACCUAAUCCUAUUUUAAUGUGCCUAUACUAAAACCACUGCCAUACUCAAUUUGUUAUAAGAAGGCCUACAGAGAAUGUACAUGGUUAUACAUGUACAUUGUACCAGUAUUUAAUGUACACAGAUGAUAGUCACUUAUUUUAACGAGGAUGAUUCCCUGUUAAAAGUGGUCAGCCUCUUUUGUUAAAUAUGCUUUCAGGAAUGCCUUUUCUGUUUUCAACAUCUUAUAAUGAAUGUUUGGCCAUUUUGGUGUUGCAAAUUUUUCGUUUGGAAAACUUUUGCAUUAAAAAGACCUAUUGAUGCGUUUAUCUUUGACUGAACAUUGUACAUUUUUGUAAGCUAUUUUAAAAAAUAGUGGUUGCACCAAUGCCAUUUUAUAAUUUGGUUAAUAGUCCCAAAUCUCCUUCAUUUUGGCUUGGUAUCGUUUCAUAUUUGAACAAAUUGAGCAGUUGAGUUUGUAUUGAAUUCUAUGUAGUCAGUUCCACAAAUGCUCAGCAAUUGACAUAAGAUGCUAUUGGAAAGAACUAAAUAUGCAAUUUUUAAUAUGCUAUUUAAAAGCCUCUGAAAAAACAAUUAAUUUCAUCAUAUUUUUUCUUGGAGAACCAGAGACACUAAAAUUAUUUUAUAUUCCCCAAAACAUUUCAUUUAAAUUUUUGUUGUCUUUUCCAAGUGCUGCUGGAAUGAUUUUCGGACUUUUUUUGAAUCAUGUUUACGCCAGUGAACACAAUUGCCUGUUUUCCUUGUUUAAAAAAAAAGAGUUGUAUAUUUUAGGGUAAGAAUAAGUGAACAUGCAUAUUGAAAAGUGUAAGAUUUUUGAAGGAAAGGUAAUAAGUUCACUUAACUGUUGGCAGGGUGUUUAAUGCUUUAUAACAUAGAUUUAGUCAAUAUGUUGAUUUCGAGGUUAGAGAGAGCGCGAGUGAGAAAAUAAUGUUUUAAUUAUGCGAUAUGGAUGUAUUUGUGGCUGAUUGUAAUGAACAGAGACUAGAUGAUUUUGAAAGAGACCAAGCAGGUCAUCAUUGCUGUUAAAAUAAAUCCCAGACGUACAGCUGUCUAUAAAACCAGCUUUUCCUAUUGUAAUGUGGUUUUAAGUACGAAAUUCCGUUUUUGUUGUCAUCUAUUUUAUAUAUAAUCUAGUGACAUGACCUUGCAUGAACUUGUUUAAUUAAGUAGUAUCACUUUGGUUACAUGAAUGUCUAUUUUUUUUGUUAUCGAUUAAAUUUAGUCCUAUUAAUUAAAAAACAGCCCUGGGUUUUAUGGGAAAAUACAUUUUGAAACUAAUACACAACAUCCCUUUCAUGUAUGAGAUAUCCUGGUGUGUGGGUGUGUAGGUAUGUGGUAACGUGUAAUUCACAACAGUAUCAAAGUCAGUAUGAUAACCUGUUUCUCUUGUUUACCAAUUUGCAUCAAAGUGAGAAACUCAUUACAUGCGUAGGCAAGGUGUAUGAACAGUACAAGUGAAAUAUAAAUGUAUACAUUGCAUGUAUUGGACGAGAAAUAGCAUUAGUAACCUUUGGCGACCAUUUUGUAAUUAACAAUGGUUUUCUGUCAAGUCUCAGAAGGGAGGUGGAGCCUUAAUCCAAAGCUUCAUUGAUUUAAAAAAGUCCUUAAAUAAAAAAAAUUGAAGUUAUUCCAAAUGUUUGACACAUUGCAAUUUUGUUUUUUCUUUCUAUUUUCUGGCAAUUUUGAUUAAAAGAUUCAUAUUCAGGCUAAUAAGACAAAGGUUUCAGAAUAUUUUUGAUAUAAAAUUGUCUUUUUUUUUUUUUUCAGCUGUUCAAGCCUUGAUGUUUGUAAAAAUAAGGUGUUCACAAUUAUUGUGUUAUUUAUGGUUUGAUUAUGAUGGUUAAUAUGUGCUAUAAUGAGUGACUUUACUUUCAUUUAUUUUUCUUCCCUGUAAUGGUGUUUCCCCCAUCAUUUUGAAAGCAUGGAUGACUGAGAGAUUAUGAGUGUUAUGAUAGAUUUCCAUUGUUGUAAAAGAUUUCCCUGGAAAUAUGGUGAAUAAAUGAAAGGUAAAUGAUCC